This is a messenger RNA of Saccharomyces eubayanus, 1605 nucleotides long. RefSeq names its product hexadecenal dehydrogenase (gene HFD1). Gene Ontology annotation, cellular component: cytoplasm. The transcript has a single exon. The record is from RefSeq and is a predicted model, not a curated record. Gene Ontology annotation, molecular function: aldehyde dehydrogenase (NAD+) activity. The coding region runs from base 1 to 1605 and encodes 534 amino acids. Gene Ontology annotation, biological process: aldehyde metabolic process. NCBI's taxonomy places the organism in Eukaryota, Fungi, Ascomycota, Saccharomycetes, Saccharomycetales, Saccharomycetaceae.
AUGUCCAACACUGAUUGCAAAAUUUUGCGUUACACGGACCUAUCUGAAAUAGAUCAAAAAAUCCAAGCCUCCAAGGAUUGCUUCUUCGACAAACAACUAAAACUGUCCCAUGAAAGUGACCCAAGAAAGAAAGAUCUACAGUUUAGGCAGCUCCAAUUGAAAAAGCUCUAUUAUGCCGUGAAAGACCACGAAGAGGAACUGAUUGAUGCCAUGUAUCAAGACUUUCACCGGACUAAGCUAGAAUCGGUUGCAAAUGAAACAACAAAACUUUUGAACGAUAUACUUCAUCUAAUAGAAAUUUUGCCUAAAAUGAUGAAGCCCAGAAAGGUGUCUGACUGUUCGCCUCCAUUCAUGUUCGGCAAAAUAAUUGUGGAAAAGAUCUCGAGGGGUAGUGUCUUGGUUAUUGCUCCAUUUAAUUUCCCUGUACUUUUAGCGUUAUCUCCCUUAGCUGCUGCUCUUUCUGCAGGUAAUGCCAUCGUUUUGAAACCCAGUGAAUUAACACCACGCACUGCCAUUACCAUGGAAAAAUUGUUAACAACUGCAGGUUUUCCACGCGGAUUAAUUGAGGUAGUUCAGGGUGGUAAAGACGAAACUACGAGGUUGCUAGAUUGUGGAAAAUUUGACAUGAUCUUUUAUACAGGUUCUCCCCGUGUCGGUUCAAUAGUCGCUGAAAAAGCUGGAAAAAGCUUAACUCCUUGUGUACUCGAAUUGGGCGGUAAAUCACCGACCUUUAUUACCGAAAAUUUCAAAGCCAGUAACAUAAAGACUGCUAUAAAGAGGAUUUUCUGCGGUGCCUUUGGAAAUUCUGGGCAAAUUUGCGUUUCCCCAGAUUAUUUGUUAGUUCACAAAUCUAUGUAUCUAGAAGUCGUUAAGGAGUGCGAGUCUGUAUUGAAUGAAUUCUAUCCAGAUUUCAGUACUGAGACAGAUUUCACUCGCAUGAUUCACAAAGACGCUUAUGAAAAUACUAUGGAGAAAUUGAACUCAACAAGAGGAACCAAGAUUUCACCAGUGAAAAGUUCUAUUGGCUCAGAUGCCGCAAGCUUACAUGUUGUACCACCUACUGUAGUUUACGACAUUGAUUGGAAUGACCCUUUGAUGAAACAGGAAAAUUUUGCACCUGUUCUACCUAUUAUCGAGUACGACAAUCUUGAUGAGACAAUUAACGAGAUAUUGAAAAAGCAUGACACUCCAUUAGUUCAAUACAUAUUCUCUGAUAAUCAAACGGAAAUCAACCAUAUCUUGACACGCUUGAGGUCUGGUGGUUGUGUUAUCGGUGAUACCGUAGUUCAUGUAGCUAUUACUGACGCUCCGUUUGGUGGAAUAGGCAAUUCCGGUUAUGGUAAGUAUGGUGGAUUUCAUGGAUUUGAUGCUUUUAGCCACGAAAGAACAAUUUUUAACCAGCCAUAUUGGAAUGACUUUACUCUCUCUAUGAGAUAUCCUCCAAACAAUGAAAGAAAAGAGAAAUUACUUCGUUUUGCCUUGGAAAGAAAACCUUGGUUUGAUAGAAAUGGUGACAACAAAUGGGGGCUUCGCCAAUAUCUCUCUCUGUCAGCCCUAGUAGUGCUAAUUAGUGGCAUUUGCGCUUGCUGCUCUUCACUAUUUUGA